AUGUCAUCUUCAAAGUUGAACGAAGAAAACGUCGAAAAGACGAGUUACGACGAGACGUGGAACGACGACGAAUCGGAUGACAGUAUAGAAUAUGUCUGGGAAGACAUAGAAGAUCUCAGUUUAGAGUCUCCGCGAGUCGGAGGGCCCCUCUCGCAGUCGUUAGCGAUGAUCCCGCCAACGAUGCACGGCCACGAAUUCAAUCAACCCCUGUCGAGGGUGGUUAUGGUCCGUAAAACGGAUCAAAGGACGUUCAGCAAGGGCAGGAGGGGCGGCGAGCCUCUCCUCGAAACGGUAACCAGGGAAACCGUCGAGCUUUUCAAUGGCGGUCGCGCUGAAAGGAAAUACACGUCCGAAACCAGAGACAUCGUUACGCCAAAGUCAAACAGUAUGCCCUCGCUCGCUGUUAAUGGAACGAAAAAGAAGGUGGUCGGCUUUGUCGACCAGCUGUCGCCCGAAAGAUCGAGGACGGAUUCGGUAAGAUCGAAGUCCCCUCUGACGGCGUCGCCAGCCUCUCCAGGACCACUGUCGAAUUCCCUCCACGGCAGUUUCCACGGUAGUUUAGGAAGCGAUGGAAUGUCUUACAGCAGCGCCAGGUCGUCCUCGGCGUCACCUGAUUCUGCAAGAUGCUCGUCGACACCGAUAACAAAGACUGACACACGUAAACCAUCUGUGCGCAGAUUGGGGCCUCCGAAGGAAUUCAUCAACGUUUGUCUUGAAAUGCACAAUUAUUACCGAUCGAGGCAUGGAGUGCCACCUCUUCGUCUUAGCAAACAGUUAUGUAAAACAAGUCAAGAUUGGGCCAACAUACUGGCGACGAGGGGUAGGCUAGAGCAUAGGGCGAACAUCGACUACGGUGAGAAUUUAUACUGCAUGUGGAGCUCCAACCCAAAGACUGUUGUCAACGGCGACGAACCUGUAAAUGAAUGGUAUGCUGAAGAGGCGCAACAUCAAUACGGAAAGGAGCCCACCACCCUAAAAACUGGCCACUUCACUCAGGUCGUGUGGAAAGACAGUACCGAAUUGGGGGUUGGAAUGGCGAGGAAUCGGAACGGUGAAGUUUACGUUGUCUGCAACUACAAUCCGGCCGGAAAUUUCUUGGGUAGCUUCACGGAGAACGUACUUCCUCCAUGUGGAUCAAGCCCCAACAAAAAGACUAACUUCCUGCCGCGAUAUUCCAUGGAUGAACACGCGUGGCAACAGGAGGCUUUGCUCGUUCACAAUGAAUAUAGGAGAAGGCACCGUGUCCCAGAUUUAAGGCUAAACGCAGAAUUGACAGCUGCCGCUAAGGCGUGGGCGAACACGUUGCUGAACACGAACAAACUGAUCCCGCAAUCAUCGUCUCCGUAUGGGGAGAACAUCUACUCAAUGCAGUGUUCCGAUCCGAAGUUAAUUGUACCAGCACGGGAGGUGGUCUCGAAGUGGUAUUCCGAAAAGAAAGAUCACAAGUUUGGGACGGAGCCAAAAAUCUUAAAUACAUGUCACUUCACGCAAAUCGUCUGGAAGAAUACCACAGAUAUGGGAAUCGCAAUGGCCAAAAGGGACGGAAGUUGCGUAGUGGUUGCCUGUUACCAUCCAAGGGGUAACAUUGUCGGUCACUUCACGGAAAACGUGUUGAAGUCAGUGAAGAGCGCCUAUUAGGCCGCAUUUCCA
This is a messenger RNA of Dufourea novaeangliae, 1650 nucleotides long. RefSeq lists its product as uncharacterized. The record is from RefSeq and is a predicted model, not a curated record. NCBI's taxonomy places the organism in Eukaryota, Metazoa, Arthropoda, Insecta, Hymenoptera, Halictidae. Gene Ontology annotation, cellular component: extracellular region. Bases 1 to 1638 code for a protein of 545 amino acids. The transcript has 10 exons.